UUAAAGACCGUUGCAGCGUCCCCGUGGUCACGCAAUGAAAAUUCAGCCACACGGCAACCGGUUCGUGUUUAUGACGGGCUGCGGUGAUCCCCUUCUGCAACCUUUGAAAAGCCAAGCCAAAGGGGAAGCCAGUCUUUUAGCAACGGUGUUACUAAACGAUUGCAGCGAUUCACUUAACAACGGGGCCCAGAAAGGCCAUCAAACGGGGCAAAAGUCACUUAACAAUUGGCUUCUUGCCGGCUGGGGGAAUUCUGGGGGUUGAAGUCCCACAAGCCUUAAAAAGGCUGCCAAAGUUGGACAAACCCUGGUUUAGACGAAUCCGUAGUAAAGGACCCAAAGAGAAAGACAGACCUUGGCUCGCGAGUCAGAACAGGCGCUGGGCGUUCUUGCACGCCUUCGGGUACAGGACAGGCAGAAAUCCCACCGGUGCCAUUGCUGCCCUGCGUUGCUUUGCAAGGAAAUCGCGGCACCCGGGAAGGAAACGGGGUCGUGAGCAGCAGCAGCACCGCCGCCGCCGCCGCUCUCUCCUCCCUUGAGCCCAUCUAGACGUGCCCGCUUCGGAGCCCGGCUACGGCGCGCCUGGGCGGAGCAGGGCGGGCGGCCGGGCGGAGCGAGGCGAGGCGAGGCGGGUCAGCGGCGGGUAUAAGCAUCGGCCGGGGACGGGCGCUGGGCCGGCGGCGCUGCGCGAUGCUGAAGCCGGCCGUGGCGGUGAGCGCGGUGAGGCUGCGGGCGCCCUCGCCCCCUCGGCGGCAGCGCAGUCCGGCCAAGGCUCGCACGGUAUUCAAAGUGGAGAUCGUGUGUAACGGAAGGAAGCAUUGCGUGGAGAAGCGCUACAGCGAGUUUUACGCACUUCAUAAAAGGAUCAAGGGGAGCUGCCAGGUUCCCGACUUCCCACCCAAACGGGUUCCAAACUGGAUGGUGAAGGUUCUGCAGCAACGGAGAGCGGGAUUAGAAGCUUAUCUGCAGGGCGUCAUCUUGCAGAACCAAACUCUUCCCAAGGAACUGCUUCAUUUCUUGAAGCUCUGGCAAGGCCAGCAGGAGCCCCAUUUGGCAUGGGAGGAGAACUCUUCCUUUCAGGACUUCAGCCCCUGUGCCCAGCUCUCUCACCGGCCUGGCAUAAGCUUCCACAGCGAUCCGUAUGUGCUCCCAUCUUCCACAGAUCUGCUUCCGAAUAUAAUCCUAAGCGGUGUCCUGCAGGGCCUCUACACCCAAGACCAUCAUCUGCCUGGAAGCAAAGCUCUUAAUGGACUUGGGGCUGCAAAGGACAAUGACAGAGACGCAUGGAGUUGCUGUUCUGCUCCUUUCCUUCCUGCCUAGAGAGACAUGGAGCUGCCUGCUUUGCAAUUUUGUCCCUUGGAAGGGGAGACACCCCCUCCCCCCCCCCCAGCUUGUGUGGAAAAAACAGAGGGAUCAAGGACACAGCUUACUGAGCAUCUUCUUCCGUUUCACCAGGGGAACAGGGGAAGAUCCAUAGUAGAUUCUAGACUUGUUGAGUAGGCUAUCCAUUAAAAUCCACUGUAGUUUAUUUCGGCUACGUCUCUUCAGGAGAAUACAGCAUCUGGAAAGGUCAUUGGUCUUACUUAGGAAGACACUACUAGUAAAAUAAGAGUUUCUCAACCA
Messenger RNA from Crotalus tigris (Tiger rattlesnake), 1620 nucleotides. It is a transcript of the gene SNX22, whose product is annotated as sorting nexin 22. NCBI's taxonomy places the organism in Eukaryota, Metazoa, Chordata, Lepidosauria, Squamata, Viperidae. The transcript is spliced from 7 exons. The record is from RefSeq and is a predicted model, not a curated record. Gene Ontology annotation, molecular function: phosphatidylinositol phosphate binding. The coding region runs from base 688 to 1317 and encodes 209 amino acids.